UAAAAAAGUUCGUUCCUAGAAGUUCCUUGCUCGGGUUUUGAAUUUCAUUUGGCACUGGCGAUUAGUUACCACGCGCGUACAGGGCGGGAUCCUCCGCGCUUAAAAAGAUAGCAAAACAACCCUUGCAAAUUCGUUACACACCCAAAACUCACUGAAUGCAAAUUGCGUGAACUCUCCCUCGUCUUGCAAUCACACGCUUCUUUCCACCAGCAAAGCAAGCACCGCCAUGGACGAAUCCUCACUGCAACUCGUUUCCCAAAUUGGAACUCACCUCUCCCAACGAACUCGUCCAAACAAGGAUUUCAUUGUCAAAUCUCUUCGAAAAGCUGCAAAUGCUUUGUCAAAUAUAGAACAGUCACCUCAGCCGCAAACGGCCAAAGAAGUACAGGCUAUGAAGAAACGAGAAGAUGCUUUGAAGCCCCUGACAGAUGCUGUGGUUUGUGGCGGUCUGCUUCGUCAUGAGGAUAAGGAUGUCAAGCUUCUCGUUGCUAUUUGUGUCACUGAACUGUUUAGAGUCAAAGCUCCCGAACCCCCUUUUGAAGACAAGCAUUUAAGGGAUGUGUUUAAACUUAUCAUUGGUUUGUUUGCGGAUCUAGCUGACACUUCAAGUCCAUUAUUUUCAAAAAGGGUUAAAGUAUUGGACACCAUGGCUCAAUUAAGGUGUUGCGUGUUAAUGUUGGAGGUUGACUGCAUAGACCUGGUUCUUGAGAUGUUCAAUGUUUUCUUCUCAGUUGUAAGAGAUGAUCACCAUGAUAGUAUGAUUAAUGCCAUGGCUUCAAUGAUAAUAACCAUAUUGAAUGAGAGUGAGGAAACUUCUCAGAAACUAUUGGAAGUGAUUUUACGGAAUCUUAUAAAGCGAAAAAAAGAUGCAACUUGUGCUGCUUAUCAACUUGCUGUAUCAGUCAUAAAAACUUGUGUUGAAGAGGAUGAGCUGAAUUCCCUAGUUUGUGGGUUUUUAUCUUCUUGUAUAUAUGACAGAGACACUGUAGGCUGCGAGCUUAAAGAAUUUUACCAUGAAAUUAUCUUUCAAGUUUUCCAGUGUGCACCUCAUAUGCUUCUUACAGUUAUCCCUAGCUUAAUUGAAGAGUUAUCGGCUGAUCAGGUUGAUGUUCGUAUUAAAGCUGUUAAUUUGGUGGGGAAACUUUUUGCACUUCCCAAACACCAUGUUGCACAGAAGUAUCAUGAUCUUUUUGUGGAGUUUUUGAAAAGAUUUUCUGAUAAAUCUGUGGAUGUUAGAAUUAGUGCUCUGCAAUGUGCCAAAGCUUUCUAUGUGGCGAAUCCUUAUGGGAGAGAAUCACAUGAUAUUAUCAGUUCUGUUGAAGGUCGAUUGUUAGACUUUGAUGACCGAGUGAGGAUGCAGGCGGUUGUUGUAGCCUGUGAUAUUUGUAGUUCAAACCUGAUGCUUGUUCCGUUGAAACUAAUGUCAGAAGCCACUGAAAGACUUCGAGACAAGAAGAUACCUGUUAGAAAGAGGGCCUUGCAGAAGUUGAUGGAAUUGUAUCGAGAUUACUGCAAGAAAUGUUGUGAAGGAAGCAUGACGAUUACUGAUCGCUUUGAAGAAAUUCCAUGUAAAAUUUUGAUGCUUUGCUAUGAUAAGGAUUGCAAGGAGUUCAGGUCCCAGAGCAUGGAAUUGGUUCUUGCUGAUAAUCUAUUUCCCGAUCAUCUUUGUGUUGAGGAAAGGACAAAGCACUGGAUACACAUGUUUUCUCUUUUCAGUUCUCAUCAUGUAAAAGCACUGAAUACUAUUUUGACCCAAAAGAGAAGGUUACAAAAUGAGAUGAAAAACUAUUUGGCUAUACGGAAGAAAUUAAAGGAACUUUGUGCUGAAGAAACACAAAAGAAGAUUGAAAGUGUGUUUACAAAAAUGGCAGCAUCUUUCUCAGAUUCUCACAAAGCAGAAGAGUGCCUUCACAAGUUAAACCAAAUAAAAGAUAAUAACAUGUUUAAAUCUCUUGAAAAGUUAUUGGAGGAACCAACAUUCACAAUUGGACAAACCAUAAAAGAUGAACUUCUUGUAAUGAUCGGAGACAGAAAUCCAAAUUAUGAGUUUUUACGUUCACUCUUCUCCAAAUGUUCAUCUAACAUUUUCAGCUCAGAGCACGUCCAGUGUAUUUUAGAUUAUCUUUCCAAUAGUGAAGGUGGAUUUAAGAACCUGGAGGAUUCUUCUCUAAAUCUUCUGCUGGCUAUUGUUAGAAUUUUCCCCUCAAUGCUGAAAGGCUUGGAGAAGCAGUUUCAAAUGUUGUUGGAGCAUACUAAUCCUGUAAAUGACAAGAUGAUUGAGGUUAUAUCAAUGGCAGGUCAUACCAUUUCUUUCAAUCUCAGUGAUAUUUACCCAUUUCUAGAGAAGAUGUGCUUAGGUGGAACUCGCAGACAAGCCAAAUUUGCAGUCUCAGCAAUUGCCUCCUUGAGUUCUGAACAUUCAGUGUUCUCAAAAUUAUUUGAGAGACUAAUUUAUUCUUUGAAUAGCCAAUGGAAUGUUCCAACAAUUACGCACAAUCUGGGAUACACCGCACUAUACUCUAUUUCAGCUUUUGAAACUCAAGUUGAAGAGAUCACAUCAUAUAUAUGCCAGAAGGUUAUUCAAAUGGAGUGUUUGGAUGAUGAUGAUCUGACACCCUUGCAUGAUACCUCUCAGAGCAGCAAAUCUUGUCAAUUGAAGAGACAAAUUUGUUGUUUAAAUAGCCAGUGGAAUGUCCCAACCAUUUUGCAAUCUUUGGGAUGCAUCGCACAAUGCUCUGUUUCAGGUUUUGGAACUGAAGUUGAAGAGAUCAUAUCAUAUAUAUGCCAGAAGAUUAUUCAAAUGGAGUGUUUGGAUGAUGAUGAUCUGACAUCCUUGCAUGAUACCUCUCAGUGCAGCAAAUCUUGCCAGUUAAAGAUUUAUGCGAUGAAAACACUAGUAAAUAGCUUUUUGCCUUACCAAGGGAACCAAGCCAAGCAGAACAUUAGUGGACUCUUGGGUAUUUUAGCAAGAAUGCUACGGGAAAGUGAUCACUUUGUUGAUAGUGAAAAUGAUAAAGCUCAUAUCAGAUUAGCUGCUGCAACGGCAGUUCUUCGUCUUGCUAAGAAGUGGGAUAUACAUAUCACUCCAGAAAUUUUUUGCUUCACUAUUUUGAUUGCAAAGGAUUCUUCUUCUUUUGUUAGGAGCAAAUUUCUUAGUAAAACUCAUAAAUUAUUGAAGGAGCAUAAACUACCUAUCAGGUUUGCUUGUGCUUUUGCAUUGGCAGUGACUGAGAGCAUCGAUGAUCUGCGAUUUCAAAACUAUAAACAUAUGGCAGAGUUUAUUAAGGAUUACAGUAUAGUAGCUUGCAAACGACAAACUUCUGCUUUUCGAGGAGCAAUCAUUGAUUACCCUGCAUAUAUUUUAGUGUACUUGAUUCAUGUGCUUGCUCAGAGUAAUAACUUCCCUGAAGUUUUUCAAAAUGAAAACUUGUGUGCUGACCUUUGUAGUCCACUCUUCUUUCUCUUGCAGGCAUUGGUUGAUGUAAGUAUUGUUGAUGGUGACCGGGAGCUUGUUAAUGAGGCUGUCUUAUAUAUAUUUAGCAUUUUUCGAGCAAUCAGAAAAGCUGAGGAUUCUGUUGAUGCACAGAUGACCAUUAAGCUGCACAAGCUGGCUGAAAUUGGGAGAUUUGCUUUAAAUGCAUUAAGUCCCAGUGAAAUUUCUGUAUCACAAGCCCCGCGACAAGUUUUGCUGCCUUCGUCAUUGUAUAGAGUGAGUCUCACUAAGGAUGAUGCUAGUUCAAAAUGUCCAAAGUUCUAUUUUGAUGAGAUUUUUUUAAGUAGAGUCUUUGACAUGCUUAAAAAAUCUGGUGAAUCUCAGACAUAUGCUCAAAAGUCUGUAAAAACACUUCCGAAGCCUACUCGCAAAGGUCAACAGGAUGUCCAAAGGUCCAAUGUUAAUAUUUGCAGCGUGCUGGACUUGGCUUCUAGCAAACCAGACAAUUGUCCCAAGAGAGACACUACAAAUGCUAAAACUGUGAAGCCUAAAAUAACUUUAGAGAAAAAGAGAAAACAUGUGCCUCGAUCUGAUUCUGGAUCAGUUGGUUUGCAUGAAUGCUCUACAAUUGAGAAGCAGCAAAAAUUACAAUCAAAACAAGUUGAAAAUACUUCAGAGAGAAACCGGCUUUCAUCUAGUGAUUCUGUGAGCUGUAAGGGUUCUAUGGUGGAAUCACAUAUGCUGACCCGUAAAUCGAAAAGAGCUGCCACUUAUUCAUUGGAGAAUGCUGUGACAAGUAGCAAAAAUACUGUUCAACAUUUCAAAUGCCCUAGAACUAACCUCAAAGAUACAUGUCGUUCUAAGACACGAGAUAUACUGGCAGAUGUUUCGAAUAAAAAUCAUAUCACCCACUGUGAUCCUAGUGAGGAUUCUUCUCUCAGUUCUAUAAAGCAAAGUACGGAUACGACAAGAUGCCUAGCAGCUAAUGAGGGAACAUCGCUGAGGGAAAAUAAUCUUGGUGCAGCAAGUGUGGAUGGAAGUGAAAAGUUCACAGAGACAACAUCAGAAGUUGUCAAUUCGAGUGAAUAUGCUGUUAGAACAAGGCGGAAAGUAUAAAUAUCAUUCAGCAUUCCCACCUUCAGUUACCUUUACUGAAUUUGAAAGAAUGCACAUUCCAAUAUGUGAUUAUGCAGUUCCAUUCAUAGUAUUCGUUACUCUUUCUUGUAGCAGUUGCCUUGUUGCAGCAAUUGCCUUGUUGCGUAAAUUCUGACUGAUGAAAGGAUUAAGUUAACAAGUUGGCAAAGUUCUUGAAAUUAUAGCAGCUUGACGGAUAAAGACAUCUUUGAAAAAUAGUUACUCUAGGUUGUAUAUCAAAUGCAUUUAAAUACAACACAUGUGUAUAUUAGGAUUCUCAAUGCAAAAAUAUGUUUAUGUCUGAAUAUACACUAGUCUCAAUAUCUUUAUAGAUACUUUUGAGUCCAAAGGUAUGUUAGCAGUUUUUCAAUUGUUAACCCAACAUAUACUAUCGUUUUCUCAAAUACUGGAAGUGACUUGUUGAUCCCUAUCUACUUUCUGCAGCAUUUGUAUUAACAAAAUCGCAAGCUGGUGUAUUUUGCCUUU
Molecule: messenger RNA, 5053 nt
Organism: Cicer arietinum (chickpea)
Lineage: Eukaryota; Viridiplantae; Streptophyta; Magnoliopsida; Fabales; Fabaceae
Product: sister chromatid cohesion protein PDS5 homolog B
Biological process (GO): mitotic sister chromatid cohesion; DNA repair
Cellular component (GO): chromatin; nucleus
Source: RefSeq, a predicted model, not a curated record